CGUCGAAUUACUGGUCGGUCAAUUUUUCUUGCGGGUUUCAAUAUUUGUUCCGAAAUUUUACAAAGCCAGCCGCUAAGCAACCAAAACACUCCGCGAGGAAACGGAGCUCAACAGGCAGAUCGGCGGGCGAACUCUGGUUCUGCACCGGCGAUUUGCUUCUUUUCAGCUUUACAAUCCUAUUAUCUCAACGAUAAGUAUAUAACGAUACUUGCUAGAGAUUGGAGGAGAAGAGUUUAAGGAAUUAGUAGAGUGAAAAGAAAUCCUGUACGAUGUCUUCGCAAAAGAUUGAAAUUGGCCAUCAAGACAUGAUCCAUGACGUACAAAUGGAUUACUAUGGCAAACGCAUUGCAACAGCUUCCUCUGAUUUUACCAUUAAAAUUGUUAGCGUUAGCAAAAACUCUGGUUCGCAACUCUUAGCUACAUUGAAUGGUCAUAAAGGCCCAAUUUGGCAAGUUGCUUGGGCGCACCCGAAGUUUGGUUCAAUGGUAGCUUCCAGCUCUUACGAUGGUCAAGUGAUAAUCUGGAAGGAAGGAAAUCAAAAUCAAUGGUCACAGGCUCAUGUUUUUAAUGCACACAAGUCUUCGGUGAACUCUAUUGCCUGGGCACCGCAUGAACUUGGCCUCUGUUUAGCCUGUGGAUCAUCUGAUGGAAAUAUAUCGGUCUUUAUUGCCAGAUCUGAUGGUGGCUGGGACAAUAAUCAAAUUGAACAUGCCCACCCUGUUGGAGUAACCUCAGUUUCAUGGGGCCCUACAACGGCUCCAGGUUCCUUAGUUGGAUCCAGUUCGGAGGACCCUGUUUGGAAGCUAGCUUCUGGGGGCUUUGAUAGUGCAGUAAAGGUGUGGACGUUAAAAGAUGGAAGCUGGAGGAAGGAUUCCUCCCCACUUCAGAUGCACACUGAUUGGGUGAGGGAUGUGGCUUGGUCGCCAAACUUAGGGCUUCAAAAAUCCACCAUUGCAAGUGGUUCUCAGGAUGGGACGGUAAUUAUUUGGUCUGUUACAAAGGAAGGAGGGAAAUGGGAUGCUACACUGAUGAAUGAUUUUAAGACUCCAAUCUGGAAGGUUUCAUGGUCAUUGACUGGAGACUUGUUGGCUGUUGCUGAUGGGAAUAACCAUAUUACUUUGUGGAAAGAAGCAGUUGAUGGAAAAUGGCAGCAAGUAACCACAGUUGAGCCUUAGGUUAUUCAUUGUUAGUCUUUAUCGUUCCGUUAUGUUUUGUGUCUUGUCAGGAGCAUGUUGUUCAAUAUUGUUAAGCACUUUCUCUGUAUUUAGUUCACAAUCUUUGUACUAUCAUUGCAUGUUUUCAUAACUUCCAAUCAUAUUUUGAGGGUGAGAAAUGAGUAAUUCUGCUUUUAUUUAAA
This is a messenger RNA of Benincasa hispida (wax gourd), 1357 nucleotides long. Its product is annotated as Transducin/WD40 repeat-like superfamily protein. Lineage: Eukaryota; Viridiplantae; Streptophyta; Magnoliopsida; Cucurbitales; Cucurbitaceae. Gene Ontology annotation, biological process: protein import into nucleus; COPII-coated vesicle budding. Gene Ontology annotation, molecular function: structural molecule activity; protein binding. Gene Ontology annotation, cellular component: COPII vesicle coat; nuclear pore outer ring. The record is from RefSeq and is a predicted model, not a curated record.